Molecule: messenger RNA, 8806 nt
Organism: Scophthalmus maximus (turbot)
Lineage: Eukaryota; Metazoa; Chordata; Actinopteri; Pleuronectiformes; Scophthalmidae
Gene: brinp1
Product: bone morphogenetic protein/retinoic acid inducible neural-specific 1
Exons: 8
Coding region: 424-2709 (761 amino acids)
Biological process (GO): negative regulation of mitotic cell cycle; positive regulation of neuron differentiation
Source: RefSeq, a predicted model, not a curated record
AAAAAAAAGAAAAAGAGAGAGCGAGAGAGGAGGAGGAGGAGAAGAGAGCAGAACAGUUUCAAACACGUCGGCAUAAACCUCACACCCGGAGAGCUCCCUUUCCCCCCCUGCGCUCUCCGCUGACGGACUUCGCGACUUGUGCCCCCCCAUCCCCCCCCCUCCGCCUUGCGCGCCAAAUGCCCGAGAGCGCGCCGAGACGGAGGAUCGUUCCCCCUCGAGCAUGAACAGGAUUGCCAAAUCAUCCGCAAUCCAACAUCACCGCCCGAGCCACCGGCACGAGCACUGGAUACAUAUGCUCCAGCAGAAGUUGCGGGCUCGACAACUAGCACGUCUUGGACCGCAGACGCAGCGAAGAGGGGAGAGUCAGUUUUAGGUCUCCACGUAAUGGAGCGAGAAUGAACAGAGAGCGGCUUAAAAAAAAGCAUGAACUGGAGGUUUAUUGAGGUCAUCUGCUUCCUGUUUAUAUGGGACCAUAUAACAGUUCAGUCUUCCCGCCAGGACCCGUUGGCCACUGAGCAACAUGUCACCAAGCAAUAUGAGUGGCUCAUCUCCGACCGUGGACCUUUCCACCACUCUCGAAGUUAUCUGUCCUUUGUGGAAAGAUUCCGCCAAGGAUUUACGACCAGAUAUAAAAUUUAUAGGGAAUUUGCACGUUGGAAGGUGAGGAACACGGCGAUUGAGAGGAGGGACCUGAUCCGGAACCCCGUGCCACUCAUGCCUGAGUUCCAGCGCAGCGUACGCUUGCUGGGCCGUAGACCCACCACUCAGCAGUUCAUCGACACCAUCAUUAAGAAAUAUGGAACCCACAUUCUCAUCUCAGCCACCCUGGGAGGAGAGGAAGCACUGACUAUGUACCUGGCCAAAAACAAGCUGGACAGGAAGCUUGCCAACUCUACUCAGAACGUGGAAGCCCUUCAUCAGCUGGCCUCGUCAUACUUCAUUGAUCGCGACGGCACGAUGAGGAAGCUACACGAGAUCCAGAUUUCUACCAAUGCCAUCAAGGUGACGGAGACACGGACGGGGCCACUCGGGUGCAGCAGCUAUGACAAUCUGGACUCCGUUAGCUCAGUGCUUCUGCAGAGCCCCGAGAGCAAGCUUCAUUUGCAAGGUCUUCAGGUCAUUUUCCCAGAAUACCUGCAGGAGAAAUUUGUCCAGUCAGCUCUCAGCUACAUCAUGUGCAAUGGAGAGGGAGAGUACGUCUGCCGGAACAACCAGUGCAUCUGUCAAUGUGCAGAGGAGUAUCCCCAAUGCAACUGUCCCAUCACCGACAUCCAGAUCAUGGAGAACACAAUGCUGGGGAUGUCUGAGUCAUGGGCUUCCUCUUAUAAAGACUUUGAGAACUCUGAUGAGUUCAAGUCUUUCCUGAAGAGGCUGCCCUCCACUCACUUUCUGCCCAUCAGCAGUGUGCAUCUCUUGUGGGGCAGCGACUGGGACCUGCAAGCCCGAUACAGGCUCCUCCAGAGUUCCCUUGAGAUACAGCGGCUCAAGAUACAGCGCACCGCCCGCAAGCUAUUUGGCCUCAGCAUCCGUUGUCACCACAACCCCAACCACCAGAUGCCUAGGGAGAGGUCUGUGAUGCAGUGGCUAAACAGGGUUCAGUCCUUCCUCUACUGCAAUGAGAAUGGGUUCUGGGGGACGUUCUUGGAGAGCCAAAGGACAUGCGUGUGCCACACGGGCGUCACCCUGUGCCAGAGACCCAUCCCUUGUGUCAUAGGUGGCAACAACAGCUGUGCCAUGUGUAGCUUGGCCAACAUCUCACAAUGUGGCUCCUGCAACAAGGGCUACAAGUUGUAUCGUGGUCGUUGUGAGCCCCAGAAUGUGGAUUCAGAACGUAGUGAGCAGUUCAUCAGCUUUGAAACUGAUUUGGACUUUCAGGACCUGGAACUGAAAUACCUGUUACAGAAAAUGGAUUCACGACUGUACAUUCACACUACUUUCAUCAGUAAUGAGAUCCGCCUAGAGACAUUCUUUGACCCUCGAUGGCGCAAGCGCAUGUCUCUGACUCUCAAAAGUAACAAAAAUCGGAUGGACUACCUCCACAUGAUAAUCGGUCUAUCGAUGAAGAUUUGCCAGAUGCGAAAUAGCAGUAUUGACCCCAUGUUCUUCGUCUACGUCAACCCAUUCAGUGGCAGUCACUCAGAAGGCUGGAGCAUGCCAUUUGGUGAACACGGUUACCCACGCUGGGAAAAAGUGCGACUGCAGAAUUCCCAGUGCUUCAACUGGACUCUCCUGCUUGGCAACCGGUGGAAGACCUUCUUUGAGACGGUGCACAUCUACCUUCGUAGCCGUGCUAAGAUCCCAACUGGUCUACGCAAUGAUACAGGACAGGGUCCAGUGGAUCUUGGGGACCCUAACAAACGCCAGAUCUACAUCAAAAUAUCUGAUAUCCAAGUUUUUGGCUACAGCCUGCGCUUUAAUGCCGACUUGCUUCGUAGUGCUGUGCAGCAGGUGAACCAGUCGUACACACAAGGAACUCAGUUCUACUCAUCCUCAUCUGUUAUGCUCCUGCUACUGGACAUUAGGGAUCGGAUUAACCGCCUAGCCCCUCCAUCUGCACCUGGCAAACCCCAACUGGACCUCUUCUCUUGUAUGCUAAAGCAUAGGCUCAAGCUCAACAACAGCGAGAUGAUUCGAGUUAAUCAUGCCUUGGACAUGUACAGCACAGAAAUACUGAAACAGUCAGAUCACCUGACUGCUAAACUCUGUUGAACAUAAUGGCAUUAACACAAGGACAGCAAACUAAACACAAACACCCAACAAAUGAACUAUAAGGGGAUAAUAAUCUAAAUUUUCUUUUCUCUUUCUCAUUUUUGGACCUUUUCUGCCUUUUGAUGUAAUAUUAACUUUGUAAGCAUAAUUCUUAAAGAGAAAAAGGGAAAGCAGUGAUGAAAAGCAUUUCAGGAAGAUAAAGAAGAUUAAUGGAAAAAAACUCUAAGGACUGUAUCAUAUUUGUCCCAGCAUGUCUAUCAUUCCCUAAAAGAACUUAAAAGAGAGAGGGAGAAAAAAUAAAUAUAAAAUGUAUGUACUGGUGAAAAAGAGGCCUUGAUUUUAGUCAGAAGGAUAAAAGGUUAUAUGUGAAACUGCCAUUCUUUACUGAGAAAAAAACAAACAUUUUUAAGCGAUUAAUGACAUAACACAAGGGCAGACAAGAUAUACUUUUAUUUCAGCAUAUGUGCAAAAUAUUUCAGACAUAAUGGACAUUUUAAUAUCAAAGAUGUUUAUACAUUGUAAGGAUUAAAUAGCCCUAGUGAGUAAGUAGUCAACACAUUACUGAAGAAUCUUUAUUAUAUUUCAAACCCACAGUGAAUCUGCAUUGCUCUUUGUAAGUUAUGAGGCACUCUGUCAUUGUUCUGACACAUAAGGCACACAGCAGGGCAGUAAUGGAUAGUCAUGUCAAAUAACAAAAGCCAGCUGUUUAUAUAUACAUAUAUAUGUGGGUGAAUGUGUGCAUAUGUGUGCGUGUGCAAGUGUGCGCAUACCUUUUUUUGGCUUGAUGCUUAUUGCUGUUCGUUAAUUGAAUGUGUCAUUUGAGAUUGACUCCAGUCUAAGCUGAAUCUUGCAUUUGGAUUGCUUCUUCCCGUGUUUGAAAUUCAAGCUGUGUUUUUCACAAGGCAGUACCUCCUGGUGCGUGAGUGCAAUAUUGUGGUCUGAAGAUUUAACAAUCAAUGCUAUUUUGUACAGCUUUGCAAAAUGUACAUGUUGUGACUGCUGAUUUGUGGAGCUUUUCGGCACCAAGAGCAAAAUGUAAACAUUCAUUGUUCAGGCACAUUUGCAAGACAACUUAAAGCCAUACACUUCCCUGAGGUAGACAUAAGACAUCUAAUUCAUUCAUGUGUCACUUAGUACUUCAUAACAUGGACAAAAAGAAGUUCCAUUUACAUGUUUUUGUUUUAUCCUCUCACUUGAUUUCAUAAAAUAACACAACAAAAAGGCUGAUGACAAGAGAGGGCAUUUCAUAUAGAGUGAGAAUUGUUUUUAAGGCCAUUGAAUUUUGAUGUCACAGGAAAAAAAAAGGAGAAAUUGUUAUAUUAAAGCUUAAACUACCAUUUUGGCAGUGAUUAAUCUAUAAGCUCUCAUGUCCACAUGUAAAAAAUGUCUGUUUGUCUUUCCAGAUAUCAAAUUAACAGUUUUUCUGCAUGUUGGAGGAAACACUACUACACCACAUCCAAUCAAAAGUUUUAUAUUGAUUUGAUGUUUUAAAAAAGUAUUCAUUUUUUAUCAAAAUUCAAGAUGUUCACCUCCAGUGAAUAACAUUAAAUGGAUUUAAAAGUUUUAGUUGCCAAAGUUUCCUGCAACAAUGGAAGUUAUAGGCCUUGAAAGUUAAUGCAAACAAUUCCUACAGGUUCUCUAACUUUUGUUGAAUAUAAACUGGAACAAACUCUGUUACGACACAAUCUGAUUUAUUAUUAGAACAACACCGUACUGCUGGAAGAUGUAUUUUAUAGUGCUAUCAGAAAAAAAUGAUAAGAAAAAGGUAAGUAACAAAGUAUGAAAGACAGGACACUUGGUCAGGAAUUCAUCUCACAGCAAGAUAAUGAGCAAAAAGAUGAGAAAUGGUUGCUUCACAUGAUGGAGGAUCAUUACAGUCUCCAGACUAUCCCAUCAAGUUGGUCUCGGAUGAUUGGACAGGGUGUGAUAGCAUACAAACUUCAAUGUGAGAUAUUUGUGGGAUAACUUCUGCAACAUUAUUGGAAUGAGCUGUUCAAACAAUUCUACACAUUUGCAUUGUGCAAUGAACAAUGAUUAUGUUCAAUGAGUCAUUUUUUGGAUUAAAUUUAGGAUUUAGGAUUUAGGAUUCCAGGGAAAAAAAAUUACACAGACAUUAGUUUUAGUUUUACGUUUGAAAACUGAGGUGUUGUAAAACUUUUGACAUGUAGUGUACGUGGUUUGGUCACACUUAAUUUGAUUAAUCCGGUGCUGACGCUAUUGCCGAUGACUUUUUGUAGGUCUAAUCCAUCACUUGCAUGUUUGUUCACAACAAGAAAGGCAAAGUCCCCCAUGUUGAACAAACUCGCUGUCCUGGCCAUACAUGGGUUCAAAUACUAGAAUAAGGGAAACUUUGUAUUUGCUGCUGGAAAACCCAACCUCUAGAAAAAACUUUGAUCCAAUAUAAAAGCUGCCAACCCAUAUGCAAGCUUUUUAGAAUAACAUCUAAAAACCCACACUUUUCCAGUUGUCCUUCUUGUUUCUAUAUGGCUGUAGUAUCUUGAUGUAGCUAUAGUUUGGAUGCAUUUGUAUUAUUUUUUUAUUUGAUUUUGUUUGAAAAAAAGUUUUGUUCUUUUUACUGUGAUAAGAUUACUUGUGGGGUAAGCUGUAAGCAGAGGCACAUAAUAUUUCUGGGGACAACCAUAUUGAGUUGUGACAUAAAUGUGGGUGAGAAAAACAAUGGAGCUGGAAACCAGGUUUCGAAUUCUUCAAACAAUUCAACACCUCUUGAAUAUAGUGGUCAAAAUUAGGGCAAUGAUUGAAGCAACAGGCCAGGAGCAAAACCUUUGGGACGUACCUUAGGUACUUCACUUUUCUUCACUUUUGGCAGGUUUUCUUACUAUCCCAUCAGUCUAUACUCAAUAACCCAUAAUGACUAAUACAAAUGUGUUUUGGGGGAUUUUUCUAGAUAUAUUGAAAAACAAAACUAAAUUUGUUGUGGGACUCCAAAUUGUGGUCAGCUGCAUCCUGUGUGAUUUAAUUAUCCUUGAAAUGAUUCUAGACUUUGAAGAACAUUGGAGUCCACCUGUGGGAAAUGGAGUUGAUUGGACAUAGUUAAGGAAGGAACACAUCUGUGUAUAAAAGGUUCCCACAAUUCAAAGGGUAAGGCGGGACAAAAAGGCAAGCCAUGAAGUCCAAGGAGCUCGGUGCAGACCUUCACAAUACAACUGGGGUGAGGCAAAGAUCAGGACAAUGGAAUCAACCAUUUCCAGGAGCUUAGUGGCCUUAAUAAUUGUGAUUGGACUCGUCCAGCCAAAAUGACUGACCAAGGACACAACAAUCACUCUACUAGAGCUUCAGGAGUUCUCCAGAGAUGGAAGAAUCUGCUGGAAGGACAACCACCACAACACCACUCUGUCAAUCAGGCCUUUAUGGUAGAGUGCCUGGAAAAAAGCCUCUUUGAUUAAAAGGCAUAUGACAACAUGAUUGAUGAGACAAAAAUGUAACCCUUUGGGCAAAACUCCAAGCAAAAUGCCCCGACAAACACCAGACAUCACUCUUCACCUCUAAUACCUAUGGUGAAGCAUGGCAUCGCGCUAUAUGCCUGCUUCUCAGCAGCAGGGAAAAAGACACUGGUCAGCAUUUUGUAAAGGAUGGAUGUUACCAAAUACAGGGAAGUCCUUGAAGAAAAUAAACUCCAAUGUACAGUUGAGGUGACAGGUUAGCUUUCCGCAACUGUGGUCCAAAGGAUACAGUCAAGACAACACCAGGGUGACUUCGGGACGACUCUCUGACUGCCCUUGAGUGGCCCAGGCUUUUACUCCACAGAACAUCUGUGGAACGAUCUCAAGAUGACAUUUCAGAUUCUUUCCAUCCAAUCUGAUGGAGCUUGAAAGGAUCUGCCAGGAAGAUUUAUACAAACUGCCUAAAUACAGGUGUGCAAAGCUUGUAGAGACUUACCCAAUGAGACUCAAAUCAAUAUUUGCUGGAAACUGAGCUUUUACAAAGUACUGAAUUAAGGUUCUGAAUAAUUUUGUAAAUUACAUUAUUAAAUUCAUGAUUAUAAAUAAAUUUGUGAAAAAGGGGAGAAAAAAGCAUGUUUUUACUCUUUGCCACUAUGGGUUAUUGAGUGUAAAUUGAUUUACAAUUAUAUGUGAAAUACAAUAAAGUGUAGACGGAGCAAAAAAUAUUAAUACCUUUUGAAAUCACUGCAGCUUUGUCAGCUGCAAAAUUUGCUGCAUCCACAGUUUUAAGAGAUGUGCAUCCUCACCAAUGUUGUAGGCAAACAGAAACAUAUAUUGUGUGACCAUGAGUAUCCUUAUGAUUUAUUUUAAUGUUGUUAGUCUUUUUGAGAACCCCUUUUGAUGCUUGAAAGCUCCUUUAUGAAAAACAUCAGUUACUCAUUAAGUAACUACAUUUUAUCUCAACAAAAUCUAAUGCAUUUCUGGUUAUUCUGUAUUUUUGCCAAAUUAGUAUCUUCGGUGUAUAUGUUAUAACAUAUGUCCUGAUGCUUAGCUUGUCCGGCUCAGCUCCAUGUUGUGAAAUCAAACUCACAGUACACAGUACUUACUUCAGUCCUCAUCUUUGUAAGGUUAAUAGCUCAGUAUCUUUACAGUUGCUUUCAAAGUGUGUCGAGUCAUCACUGAGGUGCUAUUGUUUCAAAUGUGUAAAGGAUGACAGCCCUGCUCGGAAGUUAGCAGCAAGGGAAGAGGGCGUAUGGCCUGGUGGAUAAGAUUAAAAUCAACUGUAUUGUGACCAGUGCAUCUACUUGGGUGAGAUUGUAGGUCCCUAUACACCAGCUUAUCUGCAGGUCAGACAUAAUGGUAGCUGCUAGCAGCUUCAAAAUUCCAAGGUACUGUAUUGUUGGAGUUUAUCAGGCUCAGUGAUGAAUUUCAAGCUCAUUAGCUUGCUUAUGCUACCACUGUAGCAGUUAACACUUUUGAAAACAUGUUAGCAUCCAUUGCAUUACCGCUGUAACAUUUGCAUGCCAACGGUAUCUCCUAAAGGAUUUGUUUUAGCUGAUUUAGAGCUAAUUCCAAAAUACUGAAGCUAAGCCCAACAAGCCUGGGAUGGCCAUAAUCCUGUAAUCAAUAGAAAUGCAGUAAAUAGGGGAAAUGAUUUUUCUGCAACAGCAUUGUAGUAUCCAAAUUAAUUUGAACCAUGUUAAAAUAAUAAUAAGGAUGAACAAGCUAUUAUUAUUUUUAUUAUUAUUAUUAUGAUUAUUAUGAUUAUUAUUUUUAUUAAAGUGCCUGUUAUCUAUCCCUUUAACAUGUUUAAAGCUGGAGAAAUAUUUAGAUGCUACACAGGAGUGACACUCAAUUUGCUCCAGGAUAUAAGACCAUACAUGAUCAAAUACAAACUUUUCAUCUCCUCCUGAGGACGAAGGUUCAGGGGAGGCUUGUGCAUGUGGGGAGGUCGACCACCAGACAAAAACAAAGAAUGACUUGUAGUAAUGGUGGAUCUUUUUGUCCCUUGUUGUACAAUAUAUCUGUAAAUAUCAACUCUGUUACAGUAACAAAGCUCUGCUACAGUAACAAUAUUAUAAAAAUAUAAAAAGUACUGAAAGGAAAGACAAAGACUACUUCAAAAAAAAGCCCUCCAUUUGAGUACAUUAGCACAAAGAACAGGGCACCCAUGUCUUAUGUAUGUAAUUAGAUUCAUGACAAUUUAUGACUGUUUUUAUAUUGUCAAAACAUGCUGUACAUUAUUUAGUUUUGAGCCACCUGCAAGGUCAAUAAAACAAGCACAUUUACUCGUAUGGCAUUAUGCUACCACAGUGUUGCUUACAUGUAUCCAUGACUAUGUCUGAAGAUUUUUACACCUAAUACCUUGCCUAUGUACUUUUUUGCUCAGAGAUCAUUAUAUCAGCUUAUUUCAAAUGAAUGUUUCAUAUAAUAAUCUAUUUCUCAUUAAAAUGCUAUAUUUAAUAAGAAGAGCAAGGCUCGUUUUUGCCAUUUGUUUAUAGAAACCACAUAAGUAUGUACAGUAGUACAGCACUAACUCAGUGUAGAUUAUUUUCCCAAAUCCUAAAACCCAAAUAAUGUGUCCUGGCAUUGUCAAAAUACCUUCUCUUAACUACGGUGUCUGCUUCUACAGAGGAUUUUCACUGUGAGCAUUAUCCCUGUCCCUGACAUGUUGAUAACAAAGAUUUCUUCCAUGA